CAAGAGGACUCUCUUUAUUUUCUUUAUUGUCACGUCCAUAGAGAAAUAACAACAAACCUUGUCACGUCACCACAGUCACCAACCAAGACAGAAAAUUAUAUGCUGUGGCUGUGACGGAAGAAAAAAAAAAGAAAAAGAAGUGAGAAAUUUGUAAGAAUGAAUAGGUUAUGUUGUAAUGUUUUGGUGCUUAAUUUAAUCUUAAUGAUAAUAAGAUUAAUAGUUGGGAGAUAUGUAUUCUUUGGUUAUAAUUAUUGAAUUUUAAGUAAAUUUCAAUGAGUGCUGCGAAUAUUGUACAGUACGUUAUAGUACGAGGUGAUCUCCUCAAAGCCCUAGAAUGGCCUGUCGGAGCAGUGAUAGCACAAGCUUGUCAUGCCGUUACAGCUGUUACACAUCUCUUUUACGAAGAUGAAUACACCCAGCAAUAUCUUAAAGAUUUAGAUAAUAUGCACAAAGUUGUUUUGGAAGCCCUAGAUGAGAAAAGUUUAGUUAAUCUUAAAGAGAAACUGGAAGAAAAUAGUGUUAAGCACAAGAUGUGGAUAGAGCAACCAGAGAAUAUACCCACAUGUUUAGUUGUUAAACCUUAUCCCAAGGAGGAAAUUCAGAAAUAUUUCAAAAAGUUUAAAUUAUUCAAAACGUGAUUAUUAAUGUUUAACAAUAAAUAUGACAUUCGUU
Molecule: messenger RNA, 672 nt
Organism: Diabrotica virgifera virgifera (western corn rootworm)
Lineage: Eukaryota; Metazoa; Arthropoda; Insecta; Coleoptera; Chrysomelidae
Product: putative peptidyl-tRNA hydrolase PTRHD1
Exons: 1
Coding region: 273-638 (121 amino acids)
Molecular function (GO): peptidyl-tRNA hydrolase activity
Source: RefSeq, a predicted model, not a curated record